CGGUCUUUUUGGAGUAAAGAUCGACUCGACGCCGAAACCAUCGGUUCCCCUGGCGCAGCGCAUCGCAGCCCAUGUGAACCGCACAAAUGUUUAACAGGGGGUCGAAUGGGAGGCGCAUGGCUUUCCUUGGAACUGUGCGCCGCGGCGCUUCCGCGUGUUGAGUAAACCAUGUGUUAGGCACAGGGGCUGAUUUUGCAGGAUCAGGAUUUUUUCUUUACACAUGUCACUGGAGAGCGAGGAAGGAACGCGGCGCUGGCUGUCGCCCCAUCGCCAUCCUGUACCUAUAACAUAGCCGUUCAAAUGAGUGUGUGCCUUUCCUUCUCUGCCAUUGGAUCACUUCUGAUCGGAGGACCGACUAUAACGGAAAAUGCGCUGAGCCAUUGGUUCAUAUGUUUCAGUUUCACUCCUCCAAUCGGAAAAGCCUCUGUGGUUUAUAUAGAUUUCCUGAUUUUUUUUAUUACGUGCAGCAGAGCUGUGCUCGCGUAAACGCCAUUAUCCUGACACUGUUUUAUCGUCAACAACCAUAUUUAAACCAUUAUGUCUGGUAGAGGGAAAACUGGAGGCAAAGCCCGAGCUAAGGCCAAGUCUCGCUCCUCUCGGGCCGGACUCCAGUUCCCGGUGGGUCGCGUCCACAGGCUACUGCGCAAAGGCAACUAUGCGGAGCGCGUCGGGGCCGGGGCUCCGGUGUAUUUGGCUGCCGUGCUGGAGUAUUUGACAGCUGAGAUCCUGGAGCUGGCCGGAAACGCUGCCAGGGACAACAAGAAGACCAGGAUCAUCCCACGGCACCUCCAGCUGGCCGUGCGCAACGACGAGGAGCUCAACAAGCUGCUGGGAGGUGUGACCAUCGCGCAGGGAGGCGUGCUGCCCAACAUCCAGGCUGUCCUGCUCCCCAAGAAGACGGAGAAACCGGCCAAGAGCAAAUAAAGAGUCGCCGAUGGCCUCGAAGUCAUUCGGGGCCAAAGGCUCAGCUGGGAACCGGCUGAUUUCAAUAUCAGUGUUUGUUUUUCUGCUUAUGGACGAACAACCUUCCACACAGGGGGCAGUGUGUGGUGUUGCUGUUUCUUCGUUGUAAACAUCCACUCGCUUCUCAUCGGGACUAUUCAUAGACUGCUGUGUAGCCACUGUUGUGUUGUUGGUGUGGGAAAUGGAGGCGUUCUCUACAGGCUGGGGAUAAUGAAGACCUCGGCAACAAGAAGGGGGGAAUCCCGUUGUCAAAAUGGACCAAUUCUUGGGGGAGGGUGUUUUUAUUUUCACAUUGCUGCUACAAAACGUGCUAAAUUGUGGUAUGGAUUAUGUCAUGUUCAAAUAAAUAUCCUGCUGCCUUCUGGCACAGGGCGAAUACA
This is a messenger RNA of Platichthys flesus (European flounder), 1343 nucleotides long. RefSeq names its product histone H2A. The record is from RefSeq and is a predicted model, not a curated record. Gene Ontology annotation, molecular function: protein heterodimerization activity; DNA binding; structural constituent of chromatin. Lineage: Eukaryota; Metazoa; Chordata; Actinopteri; Pleuronectiformes; Pleuronectidae. The transcript has a single exon. Bases 538 to 924 code for a protein of 128 amino acids. Gene Ontology annotation, cellular component: nucleosome.